This is a messenger RNA of Ictalurus furcatus (blue catfish), 3587 nucleotides long. RefSeq names its product retinoic acid receptor gamma a (gene rarga). Gene Ontology annotation, molecular function: zinc ion binding; RNA polymerase II cis-regulatory region sequence-specific DNA binding; nuclear receptor activity. Gene Ontology annotation, biological process: cellular response to corticotropin-releasing hormone stimulus; regulation of transcription by RNA polymerase II; retinoic acid receptor signaling pathway. The transcript has 8 exons. Gene Ontology annotation, cellular component: transcription regulator complex; nucleus. The record is from RefSeq and is a predicted model, not a curated record. Lineage: Eukaryota; Metazoa; Chordata; Actinopteri; Siluriformes; Ictaluridae. The coding region runs from base 735 to 2246 and encodes 503 amino acids.
CUCAUAUUUACUGCAGGAGAAAUGGGGGAGGUGCGGCGUCGCUAACAUGCUGAACAGAGAAGAGUUGGUGUGUGAACGUGUGUAUUCAUGGCUUGGGAGUUCUGUGUGCUAAAAUAUUAAUCACCAAAAGAUACCAAAAAUUUAGAGGCCAGUGAGAUUCAAAUAGAAGUUGUUCUCUAAGCAGAUCACGGCUGACAGGCACACACACAAACACACUAACUCUGGCCCUUCCUUUGCCCCACCUCCUGCCUCCCUUUUCUCCUUCUCUCCUCCUCCCUCCCCCUUCCUCCCUCCCUCCCUUCUCUCGCUCUCUUUCUCCACCCCCCUUCGUGGGUGCGGGACUGAAGCAGUUGGUUCGCUCCUCUCUGCCUAGGACUCAGUGAGUGCUAUGUGGAGCUCUUAUUUAGGUCGGUUACAGAAGACUAAGAGCAGCUUGCCCAAGGGCAUCCGGUGAACUAAGAGUGCGAUAGAGUUAGAGAGAAAGAGAGAGAGAGUGAGUUCCAGCAAGCCAGGAACUAGCUCCACAUUCCACCCCAGAGAAAGGCAGGCAAGCAGCACUAAGCAGCACUAAGACUACAGUGGAAGAAAGCAACAACAGGCGCAGAUCCUGAGCAGAGGAAUUCCAGCCUGGGUUUUGUUGUUUGUCCAGUGUGGUUUGUUGUCUUCUUGUUGUUUUGAGCUAGGAAGCAGCUGUUAAACUUAGAGUCUUUGGGUAGGGGACAGGGAUAGGCAGUAUGUUCGACUGUAUGGAGCCUCUGGGGAUGGGACCCCGGCAGCUCUACGAUGUCACUAACCGUGCGUGUAUGCUGAGGAAGGCGAGCCCCUACUUUACAGGGCUGGAUCACUUCGCCUGGACGGGGACUACAGCCGUUCAGUCUGUGGAGACUCAGAGCACCAGUUCAGAGGAGAUGGUACCCAGUUCACCCUCUCCACCCCCGCCACCUCGUGUCUACAAGCCAUGCUUCGUGUGCCAGGAUAAGUCGUCGGGCUACCACUACGGCGUCAGCUCCUGUGAGGGCUGCAAGGGCUUCUUUCGCCGCAGCAUCCAAAAGAACAUGGUGUACACCUGCCACCGCGACAAGAACUGCCAGAUCAACAAGAUCACACGCAACCGCUGCCAGUACUGCCGCCUGCAGAAGUGCUUUGAGGUCGGCAUGUCCAAGGAAGCUGUGCGGAAUGACCGAAACAAGAAGAAGAAGGACGUGAAGGAGGAAAUUUUGCCGGUUGAGAGCUACGAGCUGAGUGGUGAACUGGAGGAAUUGGUGAACAAAGUGAGCAAAGCACACCAAGAGACCUGCCCUUCAUUGUGCCAGCUGGGAAAAUACACCACAAACUCCAGCUCAGAUCACCGUGUUCAGUUGGAUCUUGGAUUGUGGGAUAAGUUCAGUGAACUUUCCACCAAGUGCAUUAUCAAGAUCGUGGAGUUUGCCAAGCGCCUCCCUGGCUUCACAUCCCUCACCAUUGCUGACCAGAUCACCCUGCUCAAAUCAGCCUGCCUGGACAUUCUGAUGCUGCGGAUCUGCACACGCUACACACCGGAGCAGGAUACAAUGACUUUCUCAGAUGGACUCACUCUAAACCGCACUCAGAUGCACAAUGCAGGCUUCGGUCCACUAACUGAUCUGGUCUUUGCCUUUGCUGGGCAACUUUUACCGCUGGAGAUGGACGACACCGAAACAGGACUCCUCAGUGCCAUCUGUCUGAUCUGUGGAGACCGUAUGGACCUAGAAGAGCCCCAGCGUGUAGAUCGUCUACAGGAGCCCUUGCUGGAGGCACUGAAAAUCUACGCCCGCCGCCGCCGGCCCAACAAACCCCACAUGUUCCCCCGGAUGCUGAUGAAGAUCACAGAUCUGCGUGGCAUCAGCACCAAAGGAGCAGAAAGGGCGGUCACAUUGAAGAUGGAGAUCCCGGGCCCAAUGCCACCUCUGAUCCGGGAAAUGUUGGAGAAUCCGGAGGCGUUUGAAGAGCAGCCGGAGUGCAGCGAGAGCAAAGCCGAACCAGCUCCUCCUCCUCCCCCUCCCCCUCCUCCUCCAACAGUUCCCCCGUUUACCAUGAAGACAGAGCGCGAGGAUGAGGAAGAGAGCUGGGCCACUGAGAACGGAAGUGAGCCAUCACCGGAGGAAGAAGAUGACGAAGAUGAAGAUGCCGAGGAGGACAGGGGAACGGACAGUGACGGAGAGGCCUGGCCUGGUCAGGAACCUAAUGUGGACAUGUCCAGAAAGAGCCAUGGUGGAAGGGCCCAAUGAGCAGGCUUCUUCUCUGUAAACACACACCCACACCUCAUACAAACAUUUUGACCCCCUCUUUCCCUUCAGUUACCCUGCUCUCACAGCAAUCUGCCCCUGUAGGGGUAAACACAGAGCCUUAUAUCCGUACAGCCAACCCUAACUCAGGCCUCAUGGUCAGCAAUGAGACACACAUGCACGAUGUGUGUGAAGACUUGAGAUGGAUGGCUCUUCUCAGGAACUCUGCAAAGAGGGAAGACGCAAGACAAAACAAACGACUGUACAGACAAAGCAGUUACUUUUUUUUAUACUAUCGUGUUUGUAUUAAAGAUAAAGGAGCAGCCAUACAGAAAGACACAACAUAAAACAGUCAACGGGUUCAACAACAACAAAAAAAAAAACUGCAAGGUGAAAAACAAACAAACAUAAGAAAAUCAGUUAAUAACUUUUUUUGGAUGCAUUUGAAUACCGUUUUGACUUUUUUCAGCCUCUUUUACUUUUUAUGAAUAUGCCCAUACAUAUCUAUAUACCUUUAUAUUUUUGUCUUUGUAUAAUAUUUCUUCAGUUAUACAUUAUUUGGAUAGCUUUCCUAAGGAGAGACGGAGAUGAUCGAAUACUUAUAACUGGCAGACGUCUACUGAGUCUCUACCCAGAUGUUCGGCUGGGUUCUCAAGCACUUGGCUCAUUGUAGACGUCGACGCUAAUCAGUUCGCUAGGUCGUCUCUUCCUUGACUCCUGCUAGUUGAUCGGCGAUUUAACGACUGGGAUUACUGAUACGAGUUCUGGUUGCUUAAGCUGCAGUACCUUCCUGCCAACCGAAUGGUGUUUCUUGUGCCAAAGCAUGCAGUUAAUAAUGUCAGCUUUCAGUGACAAACUCUAAAGAGUACACUCGGUUCAUACGUAAGACAGGCUUUAUAUGAUAAACGUUCAGAAUGAUCACCUCCUUAAUGUUCUUUUGAGACAUGGAUUCCAGAAGAAUGCUUCACUAAGAUUUUCAUACACACACGAAAAUACCCACAUCUUAUAUAACCGCGUUAUCCCCACACAUCGAAUGCACAUCCAGCAUGCCGACAGAACUCUUUCUAUAUAUAAAAAAUAAAACGGAAACUCCGACUCAGGGCAUUUCGGUGAGGACCAAACGCUAGCUGCCUGCAGGCAUACUGCAAAAACAGCAAUAUUUAUGUGUGUGUAGUAUUGAAUAUGUUUGCUCAGAUUAGAUGUCCUACUUGGAAGUGGUGACAUCUACAGACCUUAGUAAAGCCAUUGUAAAACUUUUAUAUGCUCUCUUUUAUUAUAGAAAUGGUCGUCAUUUUUUUUUGUAACAUACUGCCAAAAAAACAACAACAAACAAACAAACAAACA